UCGCUGACGUCAGCGACACGUCAGGGCCAGUAAUUCGCCCGUCACGGCGGAGUCACCAGGACAGGGAGGUGGUGGAUGACAUGAACUCGUGCAUGAGCGGUCGUGUAUGGUGCGUGCGUGACAUUUGCGGCAUCGUCUGCGUCGUGUUCACGUACGGCCUGCUGCUCUACGCUGAAUUUGUAGUGCUGUUUGUUAUGCUCAUUCCCGGCCCGUAUCCAGUGUACGGAUGGAUAAAUGGAAUCAUCUUCAACAUUUUGUGCUUUCUGGCUGUUGCGUCACACGCCAAGGCCAUGCUGACAGAUCCAGGAGCUGUACCACGUGGCAAUGCAACACAAGCGACCAUAGAGAAAAUGGGUCUGAAGGCUGGACAGGUUGUCUUCAAGUGCCCAAAAUGUUGCAGUAUUAAACCUGAGAGAGCUCACCAUUGCAGUGUUUGCCAGAGAUGUAUCAAGAAGAUGGAUCAUCACUGCCCAUGGGUAAACAACUGUGUAGGUGAAAACAACCAGAAGUACUUUGUUUUAUUCACAUUCUACAUAUGCAUUAUCUCCAUUCAUGCUAUAAUCAUGGUUGUGUACCAGUUCAUCACCUGUGUGGAUAGGGACUGGAAAGGUUGCAGCGGUUUCUCGCCUCCGGCGACAGCCGUUUUUCUCAUAUUCCUGGUGCUGGAGGGAUUACUGUUUGCACUUUUCACUGCCAUUAUGUUUGGCACUCAGCUAUCAGCUAUUUGUGCUGAUGAGACGGGCAUAGAACAGUUGAAGAAGGAGCAGCCAACAUGGGAAAGGAACACCUACUGGAUGAGUUUGAAAGAGGUGUUUGGUAAUCCAUUCACUCCUACUUGGUUCAGUCCAUUUCAUCUGCCAACCAGACCAGGGAAGCACCAACCUUACCAGUAUGCUGUAUGACACAACCUACCACGUGCCCGCUAUUUUACGUGUUGUCUUUUAUCGUGAGUGGUUGAGUGCUGGUCAUCUCAUGUGUGGAAAAAUGCGUUGCAUGCAGCAUAUCUUGUUAGCGUAAUAAUAGUCUGUGGAGGCGGAUUCCUUGUAUAAUUCUUUCACACAAAUGACAGAAUCGGUGUAAACAUUUAUAAGAAAAUAUGCUAUAAGUUGGCCCCAUGGAAAAUAACCGUGACAUAGUGAUAGUACCUCAUUAUCAAAUUGAGAUAAGCUUGUAAAAAACCGCUCCAGAUAAGUAGUGACAUUCAUUAUUAGUGUAUGAUUGAAGAUCGUGUGGCUGUAGACGCAAGUCCCUGUGAUUAUGAAUUAAUUAUUGCAGGACAUUUCAGCCACCCUUAACUUGUUUCUUCUAAUCCCAAACAUGGCUCAACCAGUGAAAAUCACUCUGGCUAAAUUUAGCAUGAAAUUGUCAUUUCUCCACAGUAAUAUGACACUAUUAGGUGUGUAAAACUGGGGAAAAAUGCAGGUAAAAUAGUGGGUUGGGUUUAUGCAAACUAGAAUCCAUUUUUGGGUGGCCUGGAAAUGUGGAUUUGUUUCCCUAGUAACCAGCUGGUUUUUCUCAAUCUUUAUUAUGAAAUGAUCUAAUUAUCAUUAACGACAAUUUUACAGCAAAAUUACUUCAGACAUUUUCAUCGAUGCAUGCCAUAAGAGGUCAAUCUAUGGUUGGAUAUCUAGAUCACCUUUUAAGUGCUUAUAGCCGGUCUUGGAGUGCUCACAACUCAUCACUUCAAGGCUACAGCGUUAUACUGUCAACACAUCUGACUUAACUUAUUGCAGUUUACGCUCAAUGCUGAUACCUGUCACUGCUGAUUAAGGAUAUAUUUAUUCCUCAUUUGGGGGAGGGGGAUCACCUUUGGGAAUUCUUUACAUAAAAAAGUAAAUAUUUUAUAUAUUUCUGCAUGAAUGUUCCUCCUGAAUUAAAUAUUUACCCAGUUUGUGUAUGUCCAACACCAUACCAUCGAUAAGUGAACACCAUACUAAUGACGUUGUUUAUAUAGGUAGUCUCUGUGUGGGCAUACGGUUUGUGAUAUAUUUUAAAAACCUCAGCGCUGUGGGUGUACUCCAUUCAUCAGUACACGCUUCUAAUUGUAGUUUGUUUCGUGUAGCUGCCUCUAAUGGAUACUGGUAGGAGAAUCGUGAUAAAUAUGGUUCUCCUGAUAAUAUUACAUGUGAGAGGAGUGUGGCUAGUCUUGUAUACACAUGUGAUGAAAUAAUGGAUAGAACGAAGAUACCUAAUAAUGACAUUUUUAAAUAGAAUUUUUUUUUAUUAUUAAACUCAAGUUCCAGUAAAGCACUUAUUUUGUAGUCAUACGGUGUUUUAUGUUACAGUGUUCUUGCUGCAUGCUAGUACUUUGUGAAAUGACCCUAAUCGACAUUUAUAAGAUUUUUAGGAAUGUCAAUCGUUUCUACUAGCAUUAUUUUGUACUUAAGUUUAAUGUGGAUCAUGGUCUUUCUAAAUAUUGUAAUCUAAUUUUAUUUUUCGCAACUCGUAAUUGUGUUUAAGUAAGGUAUACUAAAAUACAUGUAUCUCUAAACGUGAAUAUGGAGAAGCACUUGUGUUAGUGCCAUCCAUAUGAAUACUAUA
Priapulus caudatus is the source of this 2541-nucleotide messenger RNA. Its product is annotated as palmitoyltransferase ZDHHC3-like. Gene Ontology annotation, biological process: peptidyl-L-cysteine S-palmitoylation; protein targeting to membrane. The coding region runs from base 81 to 902 and encodes 273 amino acids. NCBI's taxonomy places the organism in Eukaryota, Metazoa, Priapulida, Priapulimorpha, Priapulimorphida, Priapulidae. The record is from RefSeq and is a predicted model, not a curated record. The transcript has 6 exons. Gene Ontology annotation, cellular component: Golgi apparatus; endoplasmic reticulum. Gene Ontology annotation, molecular function: protein-cysteine S-palmitoyltransferase activity.